UCUGCGAUUACUCCAAUACGUCACUACAGCACAUGCGCACUGGUUGGAAACAGCGGCAUCCUCUUGAAUAGCAGCUGUGGAGACGAGAUUGACUCACACGACUUUGUUAUCAGAUUCAACCUGGGGCCCCUCCAGAACUACUCGAAGGACGUUGGACGAAACGUUAACAUGACCGUUGUUAACAGGGCGAUCGUCACGAAGCUGUUUCCCAUGUUCAGGAAAAACAAAACCUCCGAACUUCUGAAUCUCCUCCGGCCGUUCAACAACUCGGUGUUGCUGCUCGCAAAAGGUGCCGGAAAUACGAGGUUCCUGAAUGAAUGUAAAUCAAUGGAGAACCUGAUGUUAGAGCGGGGCUUGAACCUGACGAUCGCCCUGUCAACCUUUAAUGGAACCGGUACGGAUAAAAGAUUAUGGUCUGGUCUUGGCGCGAAACUCAGGUCCACUCCAACCACCGGUCUGCUCCUUCUGGGGGAGGCGAUAACGUUCUGCGAUCACGUCACACUGUUCGGUUUCUACCCGUUCAACAAGGACCGCCAGAACCACACGAUUCCCUACCACUACUGGAGAGACUUCACAUCAGUUCCCUCCAAAACACCUCACAAAUUUGUGUCUGAGUACAAGCUACUUGUAGAGUUAGACAAGGAGGGGAUUAUAACUCAUACAGUGAACUGCAAAGCCAUUUAAGGUACAGAAGAACGAGACGCCAUCCUCUCAGACGAAAUGAAAGUUUCUUUAUUCUGGACCCCUCUCAUAAGAUGGUCUUGGACAGCUGUGUGCCUCUUGGAGUAAUCUGCAAGCAGAUCGUAACAACUGUCCCCGGC
This is a messenger RNA of Branchiostoma belcheri (Belcher's lancelet), 821 nucleotides long. Its product is annotated as CMP-N-acetylneuraminate-poly-alpha-2,8-sialyltransferase-like. Gene Ontology annotation, biological process: oligosaccharide metabolic process; N-glycan processing. The coding region runs from base 169 to 684 and encodes 171 amino acids. The record is from RefSeq and is a predicted model, not a curated record. Gene Ontology annotation, molecular function: alpha-N-acetylneuraminate alpha-2,8-sialyltransferase activity. NCBI's taxonomy places the organism in Eukaryota, Metazoa, Chordata, Leptocardii, Amphioxiformes, Branchiostomatidae. The transcript is spliced from 4 exons.